UCUCUCUCUCUCUCUCUCUCUCUCUCUCUCUCUGUGAUGUAUGUCGUCCGGCCAUGAACAACCUGAACCUCCGCCUGGCGGCGCUGCCGAACCCCAUUUCCCUCGUCCGCGACCGCGAGGAGUGGUGGCGUCAAAUCCUCGACCCCAGUGGCGAAAUCGUGAAUAGAUGGAAUCGGAUCUUCUUCGUGACGUCACUAAUUGCCCUGUUCGUCGACCCGCUCUUCUUCUACCUGCUGGGAUUCAAUUCCGAUCAAAACUGCCUCACCAUGGAUUACGCAUGGGCCGGAUUCCUCGUCGCCACCCGAACCAUAAUAGAUCUCUUCUCCGCCCUCCACAUCGCCAUUAAAUUCCGCACCGCAUACGUUGCCCCGAAUUCACGCGUUUUCGGCAGAGGCGAUUUGGUUAGGGAUCCGUCGAUGAUUGCUGUUCGAUAUCUCAAAGGGGGUUUCGCUGUUGAUCUCGCCUCCGCUCUUCCCCUCCCCCAGUGUGUUGCUUGGGGUGUUAUGCCGUUUACGAAAUCAAGUACGAGCGCUCACGUAAAUCACGCCAUUUCAUUACUAAUCAUCCUUCAAUACAUCCCGCGACUCAUCGUUAUUUUCCCGUUAAAUUGGCGAAUUAUAAAAAACACGGGCGUUGUCGCUAAAACGGCUUGGACUGGUGCAGCAUACAAUCUCCUUCUCUACCUGUUAGCAAGUCAUGUUUUAGGAGCAGUGUGGUAUUUGAUGGCCGUGGAAAGAAUAUUCUCGUGCUGGAAGCUGCAGUGUAGGCAUGAAAGAGACGAGGGCGAUUUUUGUAAGGUUACGUAUCUCGAUUGUGCGUCGUCUGGACCCGAUCACGACGUUUGGUUUAACGCGACCGACGUAUUUAAAAAAUGUGACGGCAAAUCGAGCGACUACAACUUUGGACUGUUUGCUUAUGCUCUUGAAGAUGAAGUUCCUUCCGCAAGUUUAAUCGAAAAAUACUUUUACUGUCUCUGGUUCGGUUUAAGAAGUCUCAGUUCGUACGGACAGAGUCUGGAGGCAAGUGCGUAUAUAGUCGAGACGAUAUUUAGUAUUCUUAUAUGCCUUAUGGGGUUAGUCUUCUUCGCGUUGCUGAUCGGAAACGUGCAGACAUAUCUACAAUCUACAACAGCAAGACUUGAAGAAUGGAGGGUGAGAAGAAGAGAUACCGAGGAAUGGAUGAGGCAUCGGCAACUACCUCCGGACCUACAAGAUCGUGUGCGUCGAUUCGUGCAAUACAACUGGCUCUCAACAAGAGGCGUAAAGGAAGAAGACAUUCUCCAAGCUUUACCUCUUGACCUUCGACGCGAAAUUCAGAAGCAUCUUUGCCUAGAUCUUGUUCGUCGUGUCCCUUUCUUCUCACAAAUGGACGACCAACUCUUGGACGCAAUAUGCGAGCGUCUCGUUUCAUCCCUAAACACGAAAGGCACGUACAUCGUGCGAGAGGGAGACCCGGUCAACGAGAUGCUCUUCGUAAUCAGAGGUCAGCUCGAGAGCUCGACGACGGAUGGCGGAAGAUCCGGAUUCUUCAACUCCAUAACCCUAAAACCGGGAGACUUUUGCGGCGAAGAACUCCUCACGUGGGCCCUCAUGACAUCAUCGAACGUAAACCGUCCGGCCUCCACACGAACCGUCAGAUGCACCACCGAGGUAGAAGCCUUCGCCCUUCGAGCGGACGACCUAAAAUUCUUCGCCAAUCAAUUCAAGAGGCUCCAUAGCAAGAGGCUGCAGCACUCGUUUCGGUACUAUUCGCAUCAAUGGAGGACUUGGGGCGCUUGCAUUCUGCAAGCUGCGUUUAGACGGCACCGGAGGAGGAAACUCGCGGAGGAACUUUUGAGGCACGAGAGUAUGUGUUACAUGCAUUUAUCGGACGACGAUUAUGAUGACGACGACGGGAGUCGUUCGUCUAAUGACUAUGCUUCGGCCGAUAGUAAACCGCUUGCGGCUACUAUAUUGGCUUCGAAAUUUGCUGCGAAUACGAAGAAAGGGGCCGUGCAGAAAGUGAGAUUCGUUGAGCCCGGAGAUUCUAGCUUACGAAUGCCUAAGCUUUUUAAACCCAAUGAUCCGGAUUUUUAGGUAAUUAUUUAGAACCGAAAGAUGGCGCUCUAGGGAUUAUUCCUCUCGCGCGGGUCGAAAUGGCUCCGGUUGAAGCCCGCUCGUUGGAGUAAGAACAAAUGAGACAACAAGCAAGUCGAAAGUAGUAGGUUUUU
Erythranthe guttata (spotted monkey flower) is the source of this 2209-nucleotide messenger RNA. RefSeq names its product putative cyclic nucleotide-gated ion channel 16. The record is from RefSeq and is a predicted model, not a curated record. Gene Ontology annotation, molecular function: voltage-gated potassium channel activity. NCBI's taxonomy places the organism in Eukaryota, Viridiplantae, Streptophyta, Magnoliopsida, Lamiales, Phrymaceae. Gene Ontology annotation, cellular component: membrane. Gene Ontology annotation, biological process: potassium ion transport; transmembrane transport.